Penaeus vannamei (Pacific white shrimp) is the source of this 410-nucleotide messenger RNA. The record is from RefSeq and is a predicted model, not a curated record. NCBI's taxonomy places the organism in Eukaryota, Metazoa, Arthropoda, Malacostraca, Decapoda, Penaeidae.
GACUAUCCUGACGUCUCGGUCCCCGUGAUCUCGACCAGCAUCUCGGAGAUCCAGGAGCUGGUGGCCGAGGGCCUGCUGGUGCCGGUGAGCCCCUUCGAGGCCGGCUGGGGCGAGGCGCUGGUCAACCCCGAGGACUUGGAGGCCGUCCUCGAGCGCCUCGAGGAACUCGGCAUCAAGUUCGAGUACAGUGAGAUCAACGUCGUCACGCAGAUGAGGGAGGAGGACGUGCCCUGCUGGAGUGGACUUGCCCGAGGCCCAAGUGGAACAGUUUCAUGACACUGCAGGAGAUCAAAUUCUUCAUGGAGGACGCGGCGAAUAGCGACCGAGGGUGACCUUCAGGUCGAUCAAAGAGACGAUCAACGACCGCGAGUUGUGUACCUCGUCCACGUCGCGCCCUGCAGACGCCAGGG